GCGCAGAUCCAAACGGCCAGUUUGAGCACGCGCAUUAAAGUUGCUGAGGAGACGCUUCCUGUGCAUCGGAUGAAGAUGGCAGCGCCCAUAUCCAUACACCUGGAGUUCGGGGGUGGAGCUGAGUUACUGUUUGAUGGUGUUAAGACUCAUCAUGUAACACUGCCAUCUCAGUCUGAACCAUGGGAUGUGAAACAACUGUUAGAAUGGAUUAAAGCCAACCUUUUGAAAGAACGGCCAGAACUAUUCAUCCAGGGAACUACAGUGAGACCUGGGAUCUUGGUAUUGAUCAAUGAUGCAGACUGGGAGUUGAUGGGUGAAUUAGACUACAAACUUCAAGAUCAGGACAACAUUGUGUUCAUCUCCACUCUACAUGGAGGUUAAAACAGACUGAUAACACUGCAAGCCAACAUUGUUCAAAUACUUAUUCAAAAAAGGAAUCUCCUCCACAUUUAAUCCAAAGAUUGUUGAAGAGGUCUACGUUUUUUUUAAUGGAUGUGUCUGUCUGUCAGUCUUGUUCUUACAUACAGGAUUUAAUUCAGCAGGCAGAUAAAUUUGGACUGGUUUGUGGAAUUCAUUUUGGGCAGGAUUAAAGGGAGGGAUUAAAGAAAGAUAACCAAAAAACCUUAUGCCACUUUGAAAGGGAUCAUAGAAAAUGUCACUUUCAAUUAAAUAUUAAUUUAACUUUUUCCUUUAUAUAUGUAUAUGAAAAAGCAUUUGCAAUGUUUUGCCAAUGUUGGAAGCUGUUAAUUGUCGUUAACAGCUUUUACAUUUUAUAAAUGGUUUUUAGAAUUUAUCCAGAAAAUAGUUUUAUUGUCAAAUCAUGAAUAAUGGAGUUGUAAAGUGUAUGUCAUUGAAGUGAAAACUGUUACAUAUUAUUUACUUUGUAAACAUCUUUACUGUAGGUUUCUAAUAAUAAAUAAAGCACUGCUGAAGCAUGAGUGCAGGGAUAAAAAUUCUAAGGUUUUUUUUACAAAAUAAAAGUUACAAAUGUAAGGGUUUUUUUUUUGUUUAUUUUUUAUUAAUUAAAUUGGGAUUUCUUGGAAUUGAAGUGUUUUGAUCUCAGUGCUAUUAGACACCAGUGCUUUGCUGCUCAGAUGUAUUGAGCAGUUAAAGUAUACUUGACCAUUAAACUCCAUUGUGGAGACUAAAUAUUCUAUUGAUGAGAUGCUAUAAAAAUAAAUGAUAUUAUUUACUUUUGCACUU
Molecule: messenger RNA, 1203 nt
Organism: Polypterus senegalus (gray bichir)
Lineage: Eukaryota; Metazoa; Chordata; Cladistia; Polypteriformes; Polypteridae
Gene: urm1
Product: ubiquitin related modifier 1
Exons: 5
Coding region: 70-381 (103 amino acids)
Biological process (GO): protein urmylation; tRNA thio-modification
Cellular component (GO): cytoplasm; nucleus
Molecular function (GO): protein tag activity
Source: RefSeq, a predicted model, not a curated record